AAGAGGAGCGGAGGCUCAUUCAGGUAGGGGGAGGAGCCCGAAGAGCACGCAAGGAACUCUGAUACUCGACGGGACGGGAAGGCAUCAUGUCUGGACGACUAUCAGAGGGGGGAAAUCAACAUGAGCGCUGAAGACUCCGGCCGGCCCGGCAGGCAAGUUGGGAUCAUUUUGAUGGCAUGCGCCGAGCAUCAAUAUGCAUAAGCGAUAUCACGAGUACUGCUCUCAGCUUGUCACUCUCAACUAAGCCUAACGCUAACCAGCGCGUGAAGAAGCUAGACAUUCUCCCACUUUCAGCCGUGCAUCGCGGCCGUGAAAACUGACCUCAAUCGGCGGUAGUCCGCCGUCAAGGCUCAAAUCCUCACCAUGUCCGUACUCGAGAUCCACGUGUCCAUCCUCGGCUACAGAGAAAAGCAGUGCGACGUGCUCAUCCGGAAACCCAUUCCCGCCAACGUCGCGAACAAUCUGCCGCUCCUCGACGCGUUCGCGCAGACGUCCACGAUGGCGAUCGGCUUCGACAUGAAGCACUCGCAGCGGUGGGAGUGCGAGCAAUGCGGCAAGCCCGCAUCUGAAACGUGGCUGGAUCCGCGGCCGACGAUCACUCCCGCUCAGUCGCUGGUGACUCUAUACAUGCACCAGCUGUGCCCAUCGUGUCAUGCUGCGGUCGAGACAGGCAUUCGAGACCGGCGCGCCAAAGCUAAAUCCGAAGCAGAAAGCUCGUCCCAGCCCAUUGACAGUCCCAGCAGCACCGCUCAAAUUGAAGCGACCCCCGGAGGCGACUCCCAUCCGUCCUCGAAACCUCCCGUUCCCCGGCCGAUGGCUGCAGCGAGCACGUGCGUCUCAUGCAAGUCAGCGGAAACCAGUUCUCCGGAGUAUCCGAUGUCGAGGUGCAGUAAUUGCAAGCUGACACGAUAUUGCAGCGCUAAGUGUCAGACAGCGGACUGGACGCGGCACGGGAAGAUCUGCAAAACGAUCACGGAGGUGAAGUGGCUCAACUGGGAGGACUCUAGCGAUCCCAGUUAUCGAAUGCCAGGGUCCUUUGAUUGAAGAAGGGACAUCGUUCCAGUAAUGAAAACGGAUGUCAUAGGAGGGGGUAUCUCUGGAUGCCGGACAACAUCUAUUUACGACGAAAUCAGCUUGUGUACGCUGUCAGCAAGUCUACAGGGGCUUCCAAUCAGGGAUCAAUGACUAUUUCGUCUCCGAUAGAAGCAGCUACGCCGCAAUUUUGCUUCGAGUAGUCAAUGAAGCCCCCAAUAUUCUCAUCAUGUUCCUUGGAUCUCUUCUAAAGCGCGCUCUCAUAAUGGCCACCGCCAUCAAUGUGGAAGAUAUCGGGAUCCAGAUUUUCGAAUUGAUUCACACAUACACACCUACUUGCUCCCCGUACUUCGUUCUGUGACCUCUAGGACGGGGACUUAGUCGGACACCGCUGCUGAAAGCUCCAGUGAAUCCCCAGGGAUUGGCUCCAAGGCCCCGAGGUAAAGCCGCCCAGAAGUCUGAUGCUGAGGUUCCCAUUCAGCGAAGGCAUUACUGGCAGCCAUGGGGAGGUUCUCCCAAAUUCUUGUGGCAGAAUACUUACGACUCGAUUCCGGGCUAUGCAGAUUUCCU
Messenger RNA from Mycena citricolor, 1602 nucleotides. The record is from the annotation of a GenBank genome assembly. Lineage: Eukaryota; Fungi; Basidiomycota; Agaricomycetes; Agaricales; Mycenaceae.